AUGAAUAGUGUUUCAUCACCACCAUUAUCAUCGAGUGAACAGGAUUGUCUUAUGACGGAAGUACAAAUCCGAACACCUGCAACAACAACAACAACAACAACAGUAAAAAAACAUAAACAUCCAGCAUCUUUGCUUAAAGCACAUCUUUGUCAAAAUAAAUUAACAUUAGGAUUGUGUCUUUCACUUUUACUCGCUAUUGCCAUUGUUAUUUCUUUACUUUUUUUAUAUAUUUUACAUACACGAAUACGACAAGAACGAGCAUUAUGUCUUACACCUGAAUGUAUUACAUUAGCUGCUGAUACAUAUAAUGCAAUGGAUACUACAGUCGACCCAUGCGAAGAUUUUUAUCAAUUUGCUUGUGGUAAUUGGGAUAAAAGUCAUCCAAUACCUGAAGGUCGUGGUACUCGUUCCUCAUUCGAAUCAUUUGUCAAUGAUGUUGUAGACUUUUAUCGAGAACUACUACGUAAGCCUGUUCUUGAUAUCGAACCUGAUGCUGUACGAAAACUUAAAAUGUUUUAUCAAACAUGUAUUAGUUUAGAUCGAGAUUCACCAACAGUUGAAAAUGCAACCUAUCAUUUACUUAUGCAACAUUUGGAACGUUUUGGUGGAUUUCCUCCUUUAUAUGGUGAACGAUGGCAAUCAAAAUUACCUCUUGAACGAUUACUUGCAACACUUCAUCUAGAAUUUAAUAUUGAACCUUUAUAUGAAUUGAAAAUAGCUGCUGAUGAUAUGAAUAAUUCUCAGCAUAUUAUUCUUAUCAAUCAUCCAUCCUUAUUUUUACAAGCAUCAGCAGCAUAUGAAUCAGAAGAAGAAAUUGAUGCUUAUAUGCAUUUUAUGGUUAGUGUGGCAACUAGUUUGGGUGUUGAACGCACACAAGCACGCAAUGAAAUGGAACGAAUACUUCAAUUUGAAAAAGCACUCGCCAACAUUCGUGCUGAUCAACCAUCGAAUACUGUCAUGGAUUUUUAUAAGAAAAUAAGUGUUGGUGAAUUACAAAAUAUGGUAUCAUCUAUCAAUUGGACAGUAUAUUUUAAUAUUGUUUUUAAAGAAUUUAUACCACUUGAUGAACCAGUUGUUGUACUUUAUGCUAGUCAAUAUAUGGAAGAUCUUGAACGACUUAUUCGUCGUUUUGAUACACGUACUAUGACAAGUUAUUGUCUAUGGCGUUUUAUUGCUAGUCUUGUACCUGAUUUAAGUAAGACUUUUCGUGAAGCACAUUAUGAACUUGCACGUCUUACUCAGGGUGCUGCCUUAAAUGGUAUCGGUUCACAUUGUCUAUUAAAUCGUGCUGAUGAAACAUUUGCCCAAGCAAUGACAUAUCUCUAUUUAAAAUCUCAAACGGAUGAUAAUAUUCGUGAAGAAUUACAAGAAGUUAUUCUCAAUAUUCGAAGUACAUUCUAUGAAACAAUCAAACGUAAUACUUGGAUGACAAAUGACACAAAAAAAGUAGCACUUGCUAAAGCACAAUUAAUGAGUGAAUUUAUUGCUUAUCCAUUAGAAGCACUCAAUGAAACUUAUUUAAAUUUAAGUCAUGCCCAUUUAAAUAUUUCAUUUGAUAAUCAUUUAAAUAAUGUUAUCAAUUUAUUGGGAAAUGAAGUACGAAAAAAUAUAGCACUCUUUCGAAAACCAGUCGAUAAGAAACAAUGGAUGACUAGUUCAGCUCAAGUCAAUGCAUUAUAUGAUAGUAAUCGUAAUGCUAUUAUUAUACCUGUUGGUAUGACACGACCAUUUCUUUAUAGUUCAAAAUUUCCACACUUUGUUAUCUAUGGUCGUAUUGGAAUGGUAAUAGCACAUGAAAUUAUACAUGGUUUUGAUACCAAUGGACGUUAUUUUGAUGAACAUGGAAAUUUAUUUCAAUGGUGGAAUAACGAAACUGAUGCAACAUAUCGAGAAACAGAACGUUGCAUUGUUGAACAAUAUUCAAAUUAUACAUAUGAACAAGUUAAUAUGACUUUAAAUGGUAAUACAACACGUUCAGAAAAUAUAGCUGAUAUUGCAGGAACGGAAUUAGCAUUUCUUGCUUAUAAACAAUGGUUAAAAGUUCAUGGUACUGAACAUCGAUUACCAUUACUUGAUAAAUAUACACAUGAACAAAUGUUUUUUAUAGCUUUUAGUCAAAUCUGGUGUGGAAAUUAUUUGAAUGAACGUUUACGAAAAGAUAUACGCGACAUGAUUCAUACACCGUUUCGAUACAGAAUGAUUGGUUCAUUACAUUCAAGUUAUCAUUUUAGUCGAGCAUUUCAAUGUAACUCAAAUGCAAAAAUGAAUCCACAAACAAAAUGUACUGUCUUUUAA
Molecule: messenger RNA, 2295 nt
Organism: Adineta steineri
Lineage: Eukaryota; Metazoa; Rotifera; Eurotatoria; Adinetida; Adinetidae
Source: the annotation of a GenBank genome assembly